CUAGGCCUAGACCCCGCCUGGGGCCUGCCCUGGUCAUCUCGCCGGCCCGGGUCGUGUCGUGGGCACUGUGGCUUGCUUGUUUGGGUUGACCGGAGGUUGGGGGCUGUUGGGAGGCUUCUGGGGCCAUCUUGAGAUGGGUUCCUGGGGGCGAGGGCGUUCUGCAGAGUCUGUUAGGUCUGGGCAGUGCCUACAGGGAUUUGCUCGUCUACGAGGGCCCUGGGGCCAUUUAGUGGGCCUGCAAGUCGUCCUCACGGGCUGGGGGGAGUCUCUUAGGGCCCCUCCCCGCCCCCAGAAGACUUGGAGGUGCCCACGGUGGGGGAGACAGAUUCCGAAACGUUCCCAGGGUCGUGGAUGGCCACCCCAGAUCUGGGGAGGCAUCUAAUCAGGAUGACAGGAGACAGGCUAUUAGAAAGGCCUGCUGCCAUCCACAGUGGCUUUGGGUGUGACUUCCAGGGGUGCGGUAAUAGAAUGGUACCUGGGGGUACAUAUGCCAGGCCUGUAAGCCUGGGGAAAAUCCGAAUGACUUUUGGGGCCAAGAGAAUAAGCCCCACCUUCGCCCCCAUAAGAAGAAGGUGUUGGAAACUGUGUCCCCACCUCAGAAAGGAACUAAGGAUGAGGAAAAGUUACGGUAUCCUGCAUUGCCCUAGGUGAGGGUCUUGAUACCCUGGGAAAAAGUCUAGAGGACCUACAAGCCCAGUGCUUUUGACCUUGAUCAACCCUAAGAAAUACAGUUUCCAUGGAGACCCAGCACAUGCCUUCAGAGACACUUUUAAGGAGGUCGAAGUCCCACCAAGUCCCCUUUCCACGUACUCCUUUUGAUGUUAGGCCCUUGAGCUGCUCACCUCAGGUGUGCAGUUAAAACCCACCAGCAGGUCCGAGAGAGAAAGAUGAGGCUGUCUGUCCCCUGUCGAGAUUUACUACCUUGGAGACCUUGGGGAGCAAUUCUGCACUGUCACAAGGAGUCAGAGUCCACUUGAUGGCUGUGGGCGUUUUAAAAUUUUUAAUUUUUGUUAACCCCUUCGUGGGAUGAUGCACCCUGAAGAGUUUCCCUCUGGCUGCUCCUUUCUUAUACCUGGUCGUCUGCUGCGGAAUUGCCUUCAUUCCCUGGUGUUCGGGAAAUGCUGGAGGUUGAGCAAUGUCUCCAGGGCCCGCUGAUCUGUCAAGGGCCUCGGGUGACCAUGGAGGAGGAGGAUGAGUCUCGAAGGAAGGCAGAGGAGUCGGGCGAGGAGCGCAGUGAUGGCCCUCCCGAUAGAGACCCCACGCUCUCGCCGUCUGCCUUCAUCAUGCGGGCCAUCCAGCAGGCGGUGGGGAGUUCCCUGCAGGGGGAGCUGCCCAAUGAGAAAGAUGGCUCCCGGUGUUAUGGCCUUCGAUGGAGGCGCUGCCGGAGCCCGAGGUCAGAGCCCCGGGUCCAGGAGUCCGGGGGGACAGACACAGCGACUGUAUUGGACGUGGCUGCUGACAGCUUCCUGGCUGGGCUGGUGAACGUCCUGGAGCCCCCAGACACCUGGGUGUCCAGCCGGCUGGACCUGCGGCCUGGCGAAAGCGAGGACCUGCUAGAGCUGGUGGCUGAGGUCCGCAUCGGGGACAGGGAUCCCGGCCCCCUGCCUGUGCCCAGCCUGCUGCCCCGUCUCCGGGCCUGGAGGACUGGCAAAGCAGCUUCUCCGCAGUCCCAUGCGUCUCGACCUACCUGUGCCCGCCACCUCCUUACCUUGGGCACUGGGGACGGGGGUCCUGCCCCACCCCCUGCCCCCUCCUCUGCCUCCUCUUCACCCUCCCCGUCCACGGCUGCCGCCGCCCCCAGCACUGCCCCCAGUGCAGGCUCCACCGCCGGUGACUCAGGGGCUGAGGAUGGGCCUACCGCCCGGGUCUCCCAGCUGCCCACGCUGCCCCCACCAAUGCCCUGGAACCUGCCAGCGGGUGUGGACUGCACCACCAGUGGCGUCCUGGCCCUGACAGCACUGCUCUUCAAGAUGGAGGAGGCCAACCUGGCCAGCCGAGCGAAGGCCCAGGAGCUGAUCCAGGCCACCAACCAGAUCCUCAGCCACAGGAAGCCCCCUUCAGGUCUGGGGGUGACGCCAGCACCUGUGCCCACCUCUCUGGGUCUGCCUCCCGGCCCCUCCAGCUACCUGCUUCCUGGCAACCUCCCCCUCGGGGGCUGUGGCUCCACCCCACCCACCCCUACGGGGCUGGCUGCAGCAUCCGACAAGAGAGAGGGCAGCAGCAGCUCAGAGGGACGAGGGGACACUGACAAGUACCUGAAGAAACUGCACACGCAGGAGCGGGCAGUGGAGGAGGUGAAGCUGGCCAUCAAGCCGUACUACCAGAAGAAGGACAUCACCAAGGAGGAGUACAAGGACAUCCUGAGGAAGGCCGUCCACAAGAUCUGCCACAGCAAAAGCGGGGAGAUCAACCCCGUCAAGGUGAGCAACCUGGUUCGGGCCUACGUCCAGCGCUAUCGCUACUUCCGCAAGCACGGCCGCAAGCCCGGGGACCCCCCAGUCCCGCCGAGGGCGCCUAAGGAGCCAGGUCCCCCUGACAAGGGUGGCCCGGGCCUGCCCCUGCCCCCGCUCUGAGGCCCUGCUACCCUGACCCCCUACUCGCCUUGUGGAAAGUCUGGACAUAUUUAUGGCUCCACCUCCCUGCCCCUCCCCCAUCAUUGGGAUGAGGAGGGAGGGCUGCUGCAGGGAAGAGAGUCGUCGUCCC
Molecule: messenger RNA, 2703 nt
Organism: Echinops telfairi (small Madagascar hedgehog)
Lineage: Eukaryota; Metazoa; Chordata; Mammalia; Afrosoricida; Tenrecidae
Gene: SCAF1
Product: SR-related CTD associated factor 1
Exons: 12
Coding region: 1119-2573 (484 amino acids)
Molecular function (GO): RNA polymerase II C-terminal domain binding
Source: RefSeq, a predicted model, not a curated record